AUGACCUUCAUAACGGAAAAACUCGCGCAAAGUCUACUGUUAAAGCGACUUCGAAUGCCGAUUUCAAUCUCCGCCGUCGGAGGCAUCAAAGUCGGCACAUGCCGGCACGCCGCGCAUGUGACGAUUUCGCCGCGAAACGCAUCUACGCCGAGGUUCUCGACGACCGCGUUAAUAUUGAGCACACUAACGUCCUAUUCGCCAAAGCGCGUUCCCGCGGAUUCUGUGCUCAGCCAAUUUCGGGAUCUCUCGUGGGCGGACGAGGAUCCCAUGAGCUCAGAACCAAUAGACAUUCUACUGGGUGCGGAUCUGUAUGGGGACCUCAUUCUGGAGGGAAUUGCUAAAUCGACGGUCGGGCGGCCUAUCGCACAAAACACAGCUCUCGGGUGGGUCAUCUCAGGGCCUACCGCAUAUUCCGGCGCUUCAAUUCAUGCGCAUUCACUGUCGUCCGGAAGCGAUCGAGCCUGCGAUCAAAUUUCUUCCCUGCAUUGCUUCGGUGAUCAGUCGCUCGAUCGAGAGCUUCAAAAAUUCUGGGAAGUUGAGGAAAUCCCUCGACGGGGUUUUAUGAGUCCCGAGGAUGAGAGGUGCGAAGAUCAUUUUCGCGCAACUCACUCUCGUCAGCCGGACGGCCGUUACGUUGUGCGGCUGCCGUUCAAAACAAAUCCGCCGAUAAACAUCGGCGAGUCGCGGUCUCGAGCGAAAAGCUGCCUCGCUCACUUAUUGCGGCGCCUUAAGGCCCGCUCGGAGCACAAGAAAGAAUAUUCGGAAUUCUUACAAAAAUAUCUAACUCUCGGUCACAUGCAGAACGCGGACCAUCUAACUUCACCAAACGCACAGUGCGUUUUUAUCCCUCACCAUCAUGUUAUUCGCGAAGAUAGUGCGACGACUCAUUUGAGAGUCGUAUUCAAUGCCUCGAGCCCGACCACAAACGGGUCUUCUCUAAACGACCACCUGGCUGGUCCCAAACUUCAAAACGAUUUACCCUCCAUAAUUCUAAAGUGGCGACUCUUUCAGUACGUAUACAGGGUGUUAAUUAAAUAG
Messenger RNA from Vollenhovia emeryi, 1038 nucleotides. RefSeq lists its product as uncharacterized. Bases 1 to 1038 code for a protein of 345 amino acids. NCBI's taxonomy places the organism in Eukaryota, Metazoa, Arthropoda, Insecta, Hymenoptera, Formicidae. The transcript has a single exon. The record is from RefSeq and is a predicted model, not a curated record.